UGCGCUGCGCUCUCAGUCAGUUCAUGACAGCAGGAGUCUUCAGGUGGACCUUCUCCAUCGUCUGUGCGGUGACUCCUGGACCCGGUCCAGAAUCCUUCCUGCUUUAACUCAGCCGGAGUAAAAACCCAGAGUCCAGAGAUCCAGAUCCCGACAGGAGAACUUUCUGGUCCGCCCGGCGUGUGAUGUGACCUCCUGGACGGUCCUUCCUCCACAUCACAGAAGACCAGAGAAGAUGGCGGCUCUGGCUGCAGGCCUGCGGGCAGCGGGGGGUCUCAGAGCCAGAAGAUACGCAUCUCCUCUGAUACCAGCGAUGCUUCUUCUCUUGCUGCUGUGUCUGCAACCGUCAGAGUCCAGAACUGAUCCAGAAACCAGAACCUGGAGCCAGACUGGACCACGGCUGCAGCUCUCAUACUCAGAUCUGAGGAACGGCUCAGCGCUCCACUGGAGAGGCGGGGUCAGCGGAGGCUACCAGGUCCUGCUGCUGGACGAGGACCGCGGCUGGCUGCUGGUCGGAGGGAAGGACCACGUCUACCUGCUGAGCCCCGACAACCUGGAGCGCCCCGCCCACAAGGUCCACUGGCCUGCUGCUCGAGAACAUGUGGAGCUCUGCAGGCUGGCAGGAAAAAGUCUGGAGAGAGAUUGUGCCAACUUUGUUCGCGUGCUGCAGCCUUUCAAUAAGACUCACGUUUACGCCUGCGGCACCGGUGCUUUCCAUCCACAGUGUACGUACCUGCAGCUCGGCCACAACCCAGAGGAGCCGCUGUUGAAGUUGUCCCACACGGUGGAGUCAGGACGAGGGAAAUGUCCCUUCAGUCCCAGGGAGCCCUUCGCUGUGCGGCUGACCGAUGGUGAACUGUAUGCUGGGACUUCAGUCGACUUCAUGGGAGCCAACGCAGCGAUAUUCCGCACGUCUGUUCAGGGCAGCAGUCAGCAUUACAUCCGUACCGAGGCGUACGAUCACAACUGGCUCAACGAGCCGGACUUCGUGGGCUCCUUCUCCAUCCCUGACACCCACAGUCCAGACGAUGAUAAAGUUUACUUCUUCUUCAAGGAGAAGGCGGUGGAGGCCGGCCAGUGGGACAAGACGGUCUACAGCCGCGUGGCUCGAGUCUGCAAGAAUGACGUCGGUGGGAAGAGGAGUCUGAUCAACCGCUGGACCACCUUCCUCAAAGCCCGACUGGUCUGUUCUGUUCCCGGUCCGUCUGGAGUCGAUACUCACUUUGAUGAGCUGGAGGACAUUUUUGUUCUGGAAACCAAGGAUCCUCAGAACCCGACCAUCUACGGCGUCUUCAGGACCUCCAGCUCCAUCUUCCAGGGCUCGGCGGUGUGCGUCUACUCCAUGGCCUCCAUCCGUGCCGCCUUCAAUGGACCGUUUGCCCACAAAGAAGGUCCUGACUACCGCUGGGUGGAGUACAAGGGCCGCGUCCCUUACCCCAGACCUGGAACGUGUCCCAGCGAGACGUACGACGCUCUGCACAAGUCCACCAAGGACUUCCCAGACGAGGUGGUGAGCUUCAUGCGGCAGCACCAGCUGAUGUGGGAACCCGUCCUGCCUCUGGGCGGCCGACCCGUCCUGACCCGGGUCAACGGCCCGUCCCUGCUGAAGAAGGUUGUUGUGGACCGAGUGGAGGCUCAGGAUGGGCCGUAUGACGUCUUACACCUGGGAACAGAUGAUGGGAAGGUGGUGAAGGCUGUGUCAGUCAUCAGAGACAACUGGGAAACAGAGGAGGUUAUUCUGGAGGAACUCACCGUCUUCCAGACUCCUACUCCCAUCCUGAGCAUGGAGCUGUCCACUAAGCGAGAGCAGCUGUACGUCUGCAGUGAGCUUGGCCUGGUCCAGUUGGGGCUGCAGAGGUGUGAGUUCUACGGGUCGGACUGUGCUGCAUGCUGCCUGGCCAGAGACCCGUACUGCUCCUGGGAUGGACAGACCUGCUCCAGAUACUUCCCCACCAGCAGGAGGCGAGCUCGCAGACAGGAUGUGAAGGAUGGAGACCCCUGGAGUCAGUGCCCAGUCACAGAGGAAGAUUCAGACUCUGUGGAGGUGAAGGUGGUGUUUGGUGUUGAGGGAAACUCCUCGUUCCUGGAGUGCGUUCCUCGGUCGCUGCAGGCUGAGCUCAGCUGGACGGUGCAGCUGUCAGAGAGCCAGCAGGAAACUGUCAGACAGAUGCCUCUCAGAGAUGAGGAUCGCUUCCUCCGCAUGAAGAGAGGGUUGCUGGUUCAACACCUGGAGCUGACUGAUGCAGGCCUCUACACCUGCGCCAGUCAGGACCACUCCUACAGCCAGGUCCUGAGCCGGUACCGAGUUCACAUCAUCCCCAACCACAGCCUGCAUCCAGCCCACUACCUGCAGAACCUCAGUCCCAACCACCCAGACCUCCUGAGCCUGGUGAGGACCGGCCCGGCUGGAGGAGGAGUCGCUGGGUUUCUGGGUCAGUCUGAGGCCGCUCCUCUGUCGCCACACAGGAACUCAUGGCUGCCUCCUCUGAGGAGCUACAAAGACCUGCAGAUGGUGGGAACCAACAGUCUGAGCGUGGACGAGUACUGCGAGCAGCUGUGGUACCGGGAGAAACGCAGACAGCAGAAACUUCGCAGUCUGAAGCUGAAACAGGAGAGCCGGAAGGCUCGGGUCAGGAGGAACAACCCUCCUGAGAUCCCCCUCUAGUCCCCUGGAGGACAAGGAGACUUUUAAAGACAACAGAUCCUGCACAUCCACAAUGGACGGGUCGCAGGGAGACAGGAAGUACUGUAACAUCAGCUGUUACACAGUAUUAUUCAGCCUUAAAAUAUUCAAACAGAACAUGAUGCAUCAAGCCAUAGACGUCUUAAAGUUGUUCUUCAGCCUUUCAUUCAGCCCUUAAAACUGAUCUGGGAUAAUUUAUAGAACCAAAGGUAGAUCUUUGUCUGGUUCUGAACUGAGUUCCUCAGAAAUAUCUCCUGAUUCAUGUCUCAGAUAUCGUUUCCAUCACCACUGCUGUUUGCUGCUGAUUUCUGUGGAAAAGUGUCUGGAAAAAACUAGACGGGUUCAGAAAAAAAAA
This is a messenger RNA of Fundulus heteroclitus (mummichog), 3035 nucleotides long. Its product is annotated as semaphorin-3D. The transcript has 18 exons. Gene Ontology annotation, molecular function: semaphorin receptor binding; chemorepellent activity. Bases 233 to 2662 code for a protein of 809 amino acids. Lineage: Eukaryota; Metazoa; Chordata; Actinopteri; Cyprinodontiformes; Fundulidae. Gene Ontology annotation, biological process: negative regulation of axon extension involved in axon guidance; neural crest cell migration; positive regulation of cell migration. The record is from RefSeq and is a predicted model, not a curated record.